CGAUCCUGCACGAGAAGUUUAGGAUGCUCAGGAAGGGCAGAAGAAGGUGGAAGGGGCUGGAUUGCGAAGAGCAGACUUGGAUACGCUUGUGGGCAUAGUUCACUCACAUAUACUUUAUUUCAAGAUGCGGGAUAUUCUCAAGACUGAAGAGCUCGACAUUCCAGAGGGCAUUGAAGUCUCCGUCAAGUCCCGCCUCAUUACUGUUACUGGCCCACGUGGUACUCUCAAGAAGAACGUCAGACACGCUGAUGUCGACAUCCGGCUGGUGAAAGGCAAGGUCAACCGGGUCACCCUGGCGGUCUGGCAAGGUGGCAGGAAGCAUGUCGCUGUCCUUCGCACCCUUAGGAGUCUCAUCAAUAACAUGAUCAUUGGUGUGACCAAGGGCUUCCAGUACAAGAUGCGUGCCGUCUACGCGCACUUUCCUAUCAACUGCAUCAUCCAGGAGAGUGGCCGCAAGCUCGAGAUCCGUAAUUUCUUGGGCGAAAAGCUCGUCCGACACGUUGACAUGUUGGACGGCGUCACCGUCUCCGAGUCUAAGGCGCAAAAGGACGAGCUCAUCCUUGAGGGCAACGACGUCCAGAAUGUCUCGCAAUCAGCGGCUUCAAUUCAGGGUAUGUGCCUAGUGCGAAACAAGGAUAUCCGUAAAUUCUUGGAUGGUAUCUACGUGUCCGAGAAGGCGACCGUUGUACAGCAGGAGUAACUUAAUUGAUACUCGCUCUCUAUUAUUCCCUGCCAUCGGUGGUGCUGGUCCCUUUACUCUCUCCCUGCAGAAGUCUGCAUGUCGCAUGUCCCUACCACUAUGUUUUCGCUAUGACACGUCAUGUUUGCACUCAAACGAGAACAUUGAACCUGAGAAAAAUAAAAUCAUUAAACUAUAAUGAUUAUGCACGAUCAAGAAUAACUAGCAUGGCGGCCAGUGUACACUUCAACGCAUGUAGGGGAUCAUAGUACCGACUCGCUGGCGAUAGCGGAGAUAAUCCUGUCCAAAGAAGCGGAUGAGGGCUUCUUCCUCGUAUUUGAUCCUCGAAUUGAAGAAUCGCCACAAAACCGCGCAGAAACCAAGGAAGCCGAUGGGGUUUUGUAGCACAAGCUGGGUUCCGAGUGCCCAGUAGAAGAAACCAGCGUAGGACGGAUGACGGAACCAGGCAUAGACCCCGUCUGUGACAAGCUGGUGAGACUCAGCCUUUCUGUAGGCAACCAUGUGCGAAAAGUUGGUGGCUGCACGAAUCAUGGCAGUCGAUCGAAGCACUUGGCCAAGCACCACGAGAAUGACACCAAUAGUUGUAAUAUAGGGGAAGCUCUUGAGUUCUGGCUUGAACCAGAGAGUCAGCAGGUAUUCGGUAACUGCGAAACCAUGGGCGAUGUGAUACAUCCGCCCGUUCUCUAGAAGGAACGAGUCCACACUGCACUUCUCUCGGUUCCAUCCAGCGGUCACUGCGAACUCGCCCCAGUGGAAAGCCGACCACGCAGCAAGAAAGAAGCCAAGCUGGCGAGUACACCACCAGGAGCUAUAUGGCGCAAAGACGGCUAUAGAACUACCAGACAGGAAGAUACAUCCCAGAAGGAACGAAAUGGUGGAUGCGGCGAGCGGUGUAUUCGGUAUGCGACCGCCAAGGCGCAUCGCAGCAGGUAUCGGCCUGGUCUCUAGCGA
This is a messenger RNA of Phanerochaete carnosa HHB-10118-sp, 1651 nucleotides long. RefSeq lists its product as uncharacterized. The coding region runs from base 125 to 700 and encodes 191 amino acids. Lineage: Eukaryota; Fungi; Basidiomycota; Agaricomycetes; Polyporales; Phanerochaetaceae. The record is from RefSeq and is a predicted model, not a curated record. Gene Ontology annotation, cellular component: cytosolic large ribosomal subunit; ribosome. Gene Ontology annotation, biological process: cytoplasmic translation. The transcript has 9 exons. Gene Ontology annotation, molecular function: structural constituent of ribosome; rRNA binding.